Penicillium manginii is the source of this 1287-nucleotide messenger RNA. RefSeq names its product MOSC domain protein. Gene Ontology annotation, molecular function: molybdenum ion binding; catalytic activity; pyridoxal phosphate binding. The record is from RefSeq and is a predicted model, not a curated record. NCBI's taxonomy places the organism in Eukaryota, Fungi, Ascomycota, Eurotiomycetes, Eurotiales, Aspergillaceae. The transcript has a single exon. Bases 1 to 1287 code for a protein of 428 amino acids.
AUGCUCCUCAAAGUUGAGGACGGGCAAGAUGGGAAUGACAAUGGCAAAGCUACACUAAAGAACAUGCACGUCCCCCACUUUCCCGAAAUGGCACUCUUCGAAACGGCGCUCGAUAUGCCAACUACUGAACAUGAGGGGAGGGUGAGGGUUACAUAUCACCCUCCUCCUCCGUCCUCGUCAACAGCGGACGGAGAAACAGAAUCCCGACCCCGCGAAGUUAAAUACCUAGAGAUCCCUCUCGAACCAAACGUGGACUCUCUGUCCCGCUUUACGGUGACGAUGCACCAGAGCCCCACGACGGGGUAUGAUAUGGGCCCCGUGUAUAACGACUGGUUCAGUGCUUGUUUCGGGUACCCAGUUGUCCUGGCUUACCUGGGUGUCAACACUCGCGGGGUACUGGGGACUCUUGCGCCGGCCAAAGCCAAGCUGAACGGCAAGAAGAAAGGAGGGCGGUGGCAUGAGGUUUUACUGCGCGGGUUAGAGUCCGUUGGUGGGGGUGGGCCGUUAUUGUUGGAGAAAUUGCUUGUUCCGAUUUGUGCUGUUGCGAUUUGCGCUUCUGGGGUGUUGUAUGCUGCUGGUCAAUUGGAUGGUAGUAUUGCUAAUGGCGUGAGUUCUGUGUCGAAGAUGGCUACUCUGGUUGGUAUUGUGGGACUGGCGCUGGUGUUGGUCGGUGGGUUUGUGAUUUAUAUGGGUGGGAAGGGGCUCUUCGUGGCUGGUUAUGAGGAUAGGAUUACUUUCGCUGACUGUGCGCCUUUCUUGGUUAUAUCUGAGACUUCGGUGGAUAAUGUCUCGGGGCGAUUGCCGGUAGGCGAGGAGAUGGAUCGAACUAAGUUCCGGCCGAAUAUUGUUAUAUCUGGGGCCGAGGCUGCGUUUGAAGAGGAUUUUUGGACGGAGUUGGUUGUUGGGUCGAAGCGGGCGAGGUUGUUGUUGACGGGGAACUGCGUUCGGUGCCAGAGUCUUAAUGUGGAUUAUCGGACUGGGCGGAUGGGGGCUGGUGAGUCGGGGACUGUGUUGAAGAAGUUGAUGAAAGAUCGUCGGGUGGAUCGUGGGGCGAGGUUUAGUCCUGUGUUUGGGCGGUAUUCGUUUUUGGAUCGUGGGUUUGAUGGGGAGGAGGUUAGGGUGGGUGAUGUGGUUGAGGUGGUGGCGCGGGGUGCGGAACGCUCGGUAUUAGGUGAGUCGUGUUUCUCUUGGAGUUUGGGUUCAAGUUCGAGUUAUUCGUGGAAUUGGAUGCAUGGUGGUUCAUGGCUGACAGUGUUUCUACUAGAUUGGCCCGGUCUCACUAACUAG